Messenger RNA from Closterium sp. Naga37s-1, 240 nucleotides. NCBI's taxonomy places the organism in Eukaryota, Viridiplantae, Streptophyta, Zygnematophyceae, Desmidiales, Closteriaceae. The record is from the annotation of a GenBank genome assembly.
AUGCCCAAUCUCAAGCACCUUGAUCUCUCCAACAACAAGCUCUCAGGCAGGAUACCUGAUGCAGUAGGGCUCGCAACAUGCCUCCACACCAUGGAUCUAAGCAGCAAUUACCUCCAUGGCUCCCUCCCGGCAUCCAUGGGCAACCUCUCUCAUCUCACACGCUUCACCCUCACAGAUAUCAACCUUAAUGGCUCCUUGCCAGCUGCUCUCUUCACCAUUCCCACUCUCAAGCACCUGUGA